Molecule: messenger RNA, 489 nt
Organism: Lentinula edodes (shiitake mushroom)
Lineage: Eukaryota; Fungi; Basidiomycota; Agaricomycetes; Agaricales; Omphalotaceae
Exons: 4
Coding region: 1-489 (162 amino acids)
Source: RefSeq, a predicted model, not a curated record
AUGAUUGAGGAAGAAACGGUAAACCCCGACAGGUUGCUGACUAAUAUUUUCUUGAUCACCCUCGGUAGUACAUGUCCACAGUCCGGACAGUGGACACUCCCCAAGUUCUUUGCCGCUCCGAUCCCAUUCAGUGGCUGUCCGGACGAAAAGGGAAAUUUGUCGAGGAACCCGGGGUCAAAUCAGGACACAAUUGGUGGACAAAAUCCUCGAAAUAUCUGGUACCAAGGUUCCUCGGGUUUUUUGGAGGUCCUGGUCAACUAUUUAAAGAUCUGGCCUGUUUCGGUGUUUCUGGUGUCGCUUGUUCCGGAACACUCUCUAGACCUAAACUUUGGCCAUUGGCAAGAUGAACGAACACCUUUGAAUCUUCAAAGAAACACAGGAACUCCGAUUUCUCGGGACUCAACCAACGACGAACACGGUCUCCAAGGCUCGCGACCCUACCUUCCUCUUCGGGACAAUCUAUUCUCACUCACUGUCGCAUUAUUUUAA